Messenger RNA from Osmia bicornis bicornis, 1231 nucleotides. It is a transcript of the gene Aos1, whose product is annotated as SUMO-activating enzyme subunit 1. The record is from RefSeq and is a predicted model, not a curated record. The coding region runs from base 89 to 1093 and encodes 334 amino acids. Gene Ontology annotation, molecular function: SUMO activating enzyme activity. NCBI's taxonomy places the organism in Eukaryota, Metazoa, Arthropoda, Insecta, Hymenoptera, Megachilidae. The transcript has 6 exons. Gene Ontology annotation, biological process: protein sumoylation. Gene Ontology annotation, cellular component: cytoplasm; SUMO activating enzyme complex.
CGCUACAUAAAGCGUGAAGUAUCGGUGAAAUUUAAGGACAGGCUUUUGGCGGCAGUAGAUUUCUUAGAUAUUUAUUGCAAUUUUGAAAAUGGUUGAAAAUAAAAAUAAAAGUAUUGAACUGACAGAUCAUGAGGCUGAAUUAUAUGAUAGACAAAUUCGUUUAUGGGGUUUAGAAUCACAAAAGCGCUUACGGGAGGCUAGGGUUUUAUUAAUAGGCCUAAAUGGUUUUGGAGCAGAAAUAGCAAAAGAUAUUAUUUUAGCAGGUGUUAAAGCAGUUACAUUUUUAGAUCAUAGAAAUGUAACAGCUGAAGAUCGAUGUUCUCAGUUUUUAGCACCUAAAGAAUCAAUUGGAAAAAAUAGGGCUGAAGCGUCGCUACAGAGAGCAAAAAAUUUAAAUAGUAUGGUCAAUAUUGAAGCAGACACAUCAAAUGUUGAUGAUAAAGCAGAUAUAUAUUUUGGAAACUUUGAUGUUGUAUGUGCAACACAAUGCACUAUUACUCAAUUAGAAAGAAUUAAUGCAGCAUGCAGAAAGCAUAAAGUAAAGUUCUUUGCUGGAGAUGUGUGGGGAACUUUGGGUUAUACCUUUGCUGAUUUAAUAGUUCAUGAAUAUGCAGAGGAUGUAGUACAAACUAAAAAAAUACAGCUCUCAGGAAGUGGUGAGCCUAUGCAAAAAGAGAAAUUUGAGAACAUAACUGUUACAGAGAAGCACACAGAUACCUUUGUGCCUUUUGAAUCAGUCUUAGAUGUUCCAAAGGCUUCUCUUCCUAAAGAGUCAGAGAUAUAUUAUAUGAUAUUAAUACUGCUCAAUUAUCGCGAGAAAUAUAACAAAGAUCCAUUACCUAGUGAAAGAGGUUCUGAGGAUUUCAAGGCAGAAGCAGACAAAAUUAUUAAAAAAUACGAUCUUGAGAAUAGGAUAAAUAAUUUAUUAGAGGGUGAUAUAUACGCGCAAAUUAGUCCAGUCUGUGCUAUUGUUGGAGGUAUUAUGAGUCAAGAGAUAAUUAAAGCGGUCUCGCAAAAGGGCGCUCCACACAAUAAUUUGUUCAUCUUUAAUCCAGACACAUUGUGUGGAAAAAUUUUGAGAUUGGGUCAGUAAUGAUAAUCUUGUAUCACGGUGUAUGAUUGUAUGCUUGAAUAUUUCGGUGUACAUGCGAUUGUCACAACUUUCAUAAUUUCUCAUUCCAUGUUUUUUGCUACAAAAAUACAAUAAAUGUAUGCUAAAAGAAAAAGAAUA